AGGACGCGCGUGGCGCACGACGAUUUAUAGGUUAUGUUCGCCAGAGGGGCGGACUCGCGCUCGCGGACGGAGUUGCUGAGCUAUGUUCGUUCCUGGAUUGCCGCCGGCUCUACGGAGGGCCGUGAAUCUCUCUCGGAGCUUAAGUCGGUGUCGCGUGGCACGUGACACUUGGAAGUCCGGUCAGUGUCGAGCGUUCAGCAGGAGGCUGCCGGGGGAGUUCCUCGGCAGCGACGGCACCAAGAAGCCGCGGCCGAAGACGGAGCCGGUGCCGAAGAUCACGCUCGUGUCGCCGGACAACUCGAUCACCGUGACCGUGCUGGAGGAGGCCCAGCGUCUGGCGAAACGGCGCGAUCUCACCCUCGUCAAGGUGAACGAUCUCGACGGUAAGACGCAGCGGGCGGUCUACAAGCUGGUGAGCAGUACCGGCAUCCUCGAGAAGACCAAGACCGAGAUCGAGGAGGAGACCAAGAGCGCCGACAGGACCGCGCAAAAAUCGGGCAAGGGCGCUAAGCUGUUUUACAUAUCGGCGAAAAUCACCGAACACGACCUACAGACGAAGACGAAGAAUGCGGUGAAGUUAUUGAGUAAGGGGCGCAAAGUUAAAAUCGCCAUCACCCUGGACGGCGCCAGCGGGGAUAAGAUACAAAAAGCCAUAGAGGAUGCUGUAAGAAACGAUGGCAGUGUCCAACAAAUGCCGUCAAAGAAGAACAUUAUUUUACUCUUAAUAAAUCCUUUACCUAAGAACGAGGAUGUUUCUGUAGAUAAUAAAGACGAAACUAACAGCUCCAGUAGUUAAUGAAAGAAAUAACACAUAAGAUUUGUUGAAUGUGAUAAAUAUGGACAGAUGAUAAUU
Messenger RNA from Temnothorax curvispinosus, 853 nucleotides. It is a transcript of the gene mIF3, whose product is annotated as translation initiation factor IF-3. The record is from RefSeq and is a predicted model, not a curated record. Gene Ontology annotation, cellular component: mitochondrion. Gene Ontology annotation, biological process: ribosome disassembly; mitochondrial translational initiation. The transcript is spliced from 2 exons. Gene Ontology annotation, molecular function: translation initiation factor activity; ribosome binding. NCBI's taxonomy places the organism in Eukaryota, Metazoa, Arthropoda, Insecta, Hymenoptera, Formicidae. Bases 83 to 796 code for a protein of 237 amino acids.